Cynara cardunculus var. scolymus (artichoke) is the source of this 1332-nucleotide messenger RNA. RefSeq names its product zinc finger MYM-type protein 1-like. The record is from RefSeq and is a predicted model, not a curated record. The coding region runs from base 1 to 1332 and encodes 443 amino acids. Lineage: Eukaryota; Viridiplantae; Streptophyta; Magnoliopsida; Asterales; Asteraceae. The transcript is spliced from 4 exons.
AUGGAAAGAUAUUUGAAACGAAAAGCUUCAUCAUCAACCGGUAAUAAUGAUGCAUCCAACAAUGUGAUUGAUGUUAACGAUCUUCCUUGGGAUCCAUCAGAGAGACCCAUAAUUAUAACUUAUAACCCAAAUCAAAGAGAUGAAAUUAGACGAAAAUACUUGGUAAGGGGUCCUUGUCAACCACGAGGUCACAUCUUUCCAACCAAAGUUAUAGGGGCUAAAGCAAGACGGAUUGUUGUUACUUGGUUUGAUCAAUUUCAGUGGUUGGAAUACAGUGUAAAAGUAGAUAGAGCAUAUUGUUUGCCUUGUUACUUGUUUAGAGACCAAGGUGGGAAUCAUGGGAUAGAUGCAUUUAUGGCGGAGGGAUUCAAUAGUUGGAGUAAAAAAGAUAGACUUACGCUUCAUGAGGGUGAGGUUAAUAGUUUUCACCAUAAAGCACUUAAAAAAUGUGAAGAUUUGGUUAACCAAAACCAAUCAAUUGUUGUUGCCCUUUGUAAACAAACAGAACUCAUGAAGACCGAGUACCACAUGCAAUUGAAUGCUUCCAUUGAAGUUUGUAGAUAUUUGUUGGAGAAUGCUUUACCAUUUCGUGGCAACGAUGAGUCGGAAAAGUCUAUGUACAAAGGGCUUUUCUUGGGGACUUUAAAGUUAAUUGGAAGAACAAAUGGUGAGAUUGAAAAGGUGUUGAAAGACGUUAUUGGGGAAAUAGGUGAUGAUGUAUUUGCUUUGUUGGUGGAUGAGUCUAGUGAUGUCUCUAGAAAAGAACAAAUGGUCGUGGUUUUGAGGUUUGUUGACAAAAUUGGAGUUGUUCAAGAAAGAUUUGUCGGCAUUGUUCAUGUCAUGGAUACAUCUGCUGUAAGUCUUAAAUCUGCCCUGGAUGCUUUAUUUGCAAAAUAUGGAUUGAGUUUCACAAAGGUAAGAGGACAAGGUUAUGAYGAUGCUAGCAACAUGAGUGUGCCUGGUAAAAUGUCUGGCGAUUCAGGAAAUCCGUUUGCCGGUCCUAGUUCCAACCCGAAUCCAAAUGUUUAUCAGAAGGGUGCUUUUAAAUUAUCGGGGUCCGGGAUUAGAAUAGAAAAAUUGAAUGGGGAAGGUGAUUUUGGUAAAUGGCAGUUCACUACGGCAGCAGCACUUAGGAAAAAUGAUGUCCACCCCGUAGUCUUUGCUCCGAAAGAAAAAGAUCCUGAGAUGUCAUCUUUAGAGGCUAAGGAAAUGGAGGAUUGGGCCUUCACUACCUUACAAAUGGCUAUGGGUCCAAAUGUUAUUUCUGAAAUUGUUUCUGAAAAGACAGCCGCAGGGAUUUGGAAAAGACUUGAGAAUCUUUAUCUCAAGUAA